AUGGGACGACUGCAGCAAAGCGACUUCGUCGCCGAGCAAAUUCAAGAUAUUGCACGUCAUGCCAUUACUCAGUGUCUAUCAAGUGUGACCUACAAGAGAGAAAAGGUCAGCUCAUGGUGCGCUCAAAUUUCAGACGCCUGCCUCAAAGAGCUUGCCAAGCUUAACAAGGCGUUCAAAUAUAUUGUCACGUGCGUCAUCAUGCAAAAGACUGGCGCAGGCCUGUAUACGGCCGCCAGUACUUGCUGGGAUGUGAAGACCGACGGUCUUUGUAGCUUGCAAGUCUCGACGGAUAGCAUGGACUGCAUCAUCACUAUUUAUACACUGCAGAUAUGA
Molecule: messenger RNA, 333 nt
Organism: Besnoitia besnoiti
Lineage: Eukaryota; Apicomplexa; Conoidasida; Eucoccidiorida; Sarcocystidae
Product: putative dynein light chain protein
Exons: 4
Coding region: 1-333 (110 amino acids)
Biological process (GO): microtubule-based movement
Cellular component (GO): cytoplasmic dynein complex; cytoplasm
Molecular function (GO): dynein intermediate chain binding
Source: RefSeq, a predicted model, not a curated record